Molecule: messenger RNA, 1381 nt
Organism: Pelagomonas calceolata
Lineage: Eukaryota; Pelagophyceae; Pelagomonadales; Pelagomonadaceae
Source: the annotation of a GenBank genome assembly
CAAAAAUUAGGAGCUCUUGCUAAACGUCCGGCGCGUACGCCUCGGUCAACGACACUCAACGCGGGCAUCGUCGGGUUCGACGGUCGCUGCCACAGAGCACCAGUAGCCGCGAAGGCCGCGCGCGCCGCUGGCCCACGCUGCCCCCCGAAAGCAGCCCAGCACGCACGCCGUCAACGCGCGCGAGCACCAUGGCGCAGCCCCUCGCCCCGCCGACGAUGAUGGACGAGUUCCGGGGCGGCCAGAUCCCCGCGCCCGAGGGCGCCGAACUGAGGAGGGGCUACUCGCACGAGGCCUCUCAAAGAAGAGCGUGGAGCCGCAAGGAGGACGACGCGAUUAUGAGAUUAGUGGGCAAGCACGGGACGAAGCGCUGGGCCAUCAUCUCGCAGGAGCUCAACAAGGAGGUCCCUGGUUUCAGAUCUGGCAAGCAGUGCCGGACGCGGUGGCUCAACCACUUGGACCCGGGGAUUAAAAGAGAACCGUGGUCCGAGCAGGAGGAGAACGUGAUCUACGAGGCCCAGCAGCGCCUGGGCAACAAGUGGGCGGAGAUCGCGAAACUACUGCCGGGUCGCACGGACAACGCCAUCAAGAACCACUGGUACUCGACGAUGCGGCGGAACAUGCGGCGCCUGGCCAAGGACCUCAACGAGCCCGAGGAGGAGAACGCUGAGAGCGGCCUGGGUACGGUCGUGAGCGCUCUCGGGACGUCCGCCGACCUCAUCCAGAAAUGCGCAAGACAAAUGGGCCGCCUGGAAGCCGCUGCGAGAAAUGGGGAAGUGCCGUCGUUGAAACGGAGGAAUGAUGACUUCGAGGUCCUGCCCAUCCCGACGGACGUCGAGCACCAGCGAAAACACGCUAGGUGCUUACUCCAAGCAUUAGCUUGUACCACAUUACCGUCGGGCGACACGACGCGCUCCGUGCUGCGACCCGCCGGCUACACGGCGCGGAAGGCGCAGGAGGCGGCGCAGAGCGCGAGACCUAGGAAGAAGCCCGCCGCGCGCAAGAAGGCGCCGCCUCCACCAAAACCCUUACCCAUGGCCCCUCCGAUACUACUGCCGCCGGGCCAGCAGAUCGCACUCGGCCCGAACGGCGUCCCGAUCGGUGUCGUCGUCCACCCGUCCAUGUAUGGCGGACGGGGGCCGCCGCCCGGCGCGGUCAUGGUCCCGCCGGGCACGCAGUUCGUCAUGGUACCCCCCCAGAACGGGUCGCCCACGAACGGCCAGUUCGUCGGCUUCCCUGGCUCGCCGACGAACGGCCAGGUCGUCAUGCCGAUGGUGGCCAUGGGCUCGCCCACUUCCGGGCAAUACGCGUUUCCGGCGCCGGCGCCGGGGGGUAAUUCUUGAAGACAAGUACAUCAGAUUCUGCUGUUCCAGUUGUGCGCGGG